AUGACUUCGAAAUCUCGUCUCUGUCGUCCCGGACACUCUCAGCUCUGUCGUUUUCACCUUUUGCUACUUGAACCCCGUCUCGUCACUAAGAACAAUUAUUAUUUUUGUAUUUCACGCAAUCUAACCCCCCUUCAGUACAGGCACAGUAUCCGAUGCUCUUGGCUAGUAUUUUCAAGUCUGAGCCGUCUUUCAACGACGCUGGCUUUGCGCGUACUGGACAUGAACAGCUGA
Molecule: messenger RNA, 231 nt
Organism: Laccaria bicolor S238N-H82
Lineage: Eukaryota; Fungi; Basidiomycota; Agaricomycetes; Agaricales; Hydnangiaceae
Exons: 1
Coding region: 1-231 (76 amino acids)
Source: RefSeq, a predicted model, not a curated record